Calliphora vicina (urban bluebottle blowfly) is the source of this 978-nucleotide messenger RNA. RefSeq names its product hatching enzyme 1.2. NCBI's taxonomy places the organism in Eukaryota, Metazoa, Arthropoda, Insecta, Diptera, Calliphoridae. The record is from RefSeq and is a predicted model, not a curated record. Gene Ontology annotation, molecular function: zinc ion binding; metalloendopeptidase activity. The transcript is spliced from 2 exons. The coding region runs from base 1 to 978 and encodes 325 amino acids. Gene Ontology annotation, biological process: proteolysis.
AUGAUUUUAAGAAAUUGUCUAAGACGCACCUAUUAUUGUUACAAUAUUAUCGUUAUUAUUGUUGGCAUACAAUAUCUGCAACAAUUUGCAAAUGCCGUUAAGUUAUCGAGCAAAUACUAUCCAUCGGGUGUGAAUUUUUUCGAACAUGAAUUUCCUAGUUUAGCAGGAGAUGAAUACGAUCCAUAUGGACCUACUCUAAACGAAGCAGACAUCAAUGAUUUAGAUGAUCCCGAAACAAUGCCCAGACUUUUUCAGGGUGAUAUUGCUAUCGAUCCUUUCACCUAUAUAACUUUACGUUUGGGCGUAAAUCCGACAAGACACCCGAAGCGCUUGUGGCCAAAUGGUACAAUACCAUUCGAAAUUAGCCACUCAUAUGAGGAUCACGAAAGAAAAACUAUUGAACGGGUUUUGCAAACCUUCAACUCGCUGACUUGCAUAAACUUUGUACCCUACGAUGGCGAAGAAGACGAUUAUGUACUUAUCUCACCGUCCGAAGAUGGCCCCAGUGGCUGUUGGUCUUAUGUGGGCAGAAAGGGCGGUGAACAAAUAGUAUCAUUGCAGAGGCCAGACGACACGAGUGCUCAUUGCUUCAGUAGUGAAGGUCGCAUAAUGCAUGAACUCAUGCAUGCUAUUGGUAUAUAUCAUGAACAAUCACGUGCCGAUCGUGACAAUUAUGUUAAAAUACAUUGGGACAAUAUAGUGCCGAAAUUUCGUAAGAAUUUCAAAUUAAUUUCGAAAAAACGUGGAAAAUACGCAUACGAUUAUGAUUAUAAUUCGGUCAUGCACUAUGGUGAAUAUUAUUUUAGCAAGAAGAAGGGCAAGAAACCGACCAUGACACCAUUACAGCCGGGCGUUCGCAUUGGACAACGUAAAACAAUGAGUAAAAUAGAUUGUUUGAAAAUCAAUGACUUGUAUGGCUGUUUAAAGGGGCGACGCGCCAAAAUGUAUCGAAGUUUUUGUUAUUUAUUAGGUUUAUAA